CGACUAUCCAUUUUCUUCUCAAAAGCACCAUCAUUCAUCCAAUUUCUCUCAAUUUAAUCUUCCAAAAUCCCCAUUUUUCUUCCUAUAAUAACCAAAUUACCCCUCAAUUUCUCAUUUCUACACAAAUCUCCUCCUUUUUCUCUCUUUAUUGAUGUAAUUUUCACUCAAAACCAUUAACAACUGCCCCCAUUUUUUUUUUUCAAUUUUAGGGUUUUGAUUCUUUAGCUGUAAUCAGUUCAGUUUCAGUAAGAAUCUUGAAGAAGAUCAAUUUUAGACCCCCCACCCCCAAAGUUUUCAUUUUGAUCAAUUUUAGGUUUUAAGUUUUUAGCUGAAAUUUAGUUUGGUUGAUUAAGAAUCUUGAAAUUGAAGAUUGUGUAUGAUUUUUGUACAAUUUGAUGUUCAUUUUAGACCCCCCAAAGUUUUCGUUUUGAUCGAUUAAAGGCUUAAUCUUUUAGCUGAAAUUAAGUUUAGUUGAGUAGGAACCUUGGAAAUGAAGCUUGUGUAUGAUUUUUGUACAGCUUAUUGUUCAUUUUAGACCUCUAAGAUUUCAUUUUGAUCAAAUUUUGUGUUCAAUUAUUAGCUGGAUUUUUCGUCUAGCACGCGAUAGAUUUGUGUGGUUUAUGUGUAGUUCACUGGUCAUUGAUCAAUUUAGGAUUUUAAGUCUUUAGCUGCAAUGAGUUUGGAUGGUUAGGAUAAAAUGAAGACCGUGUUCGUCUAGAUUGUGAUAGAUUUGUGUGGAGCUUUGUUUAUUGUAGAAACCCCUAAGUUUUCGUUUUGAUCAUUUUGGGUGUAAUCUUGAGGUUUGAUUAAUUUGAGUGGAUUGGGAUUGGGAGUAGUGGAAAUGAAGAUAGUGGAAUUGGAUGAUUCGUUGAUAGAAGGUGAUGGUAAGUGUGUGAACACUGAGAGACGGGUAAUUGUGGGAGUUGAUGCUAAGAGAGCAUUGGUUGGAGCUGGGGCUCGGAUUCUCUUCUAUCCGACCCUUUUGUACAAUGUUUUUCGCAACAAAAUUCAGUCGGAGUUCAGAUGGUGGGAUCAAAUUGAUCAGUUUCUCCUCCUUGGAGCAGUUCCAUUUCCCUCGGAUGUCCCUCGGUUGAAGCAGCUCGGCGUUGGUGGUGUAAUAACAUUGAAUGAACCUUAUGAAACUUUGGUACCAUCAUCAUUGUACCAUGCCCAUGGGAUAGACCAUCUAGUUAUUCCAACCAGAGAUUAUCUUUUUGCACCCUCUUUCGUGGAUAUAAACCGAGCAGUAGAUUUUAUUCACAGGAAUGCAUCCAGUGACCUGACUACUUAUGUACACUGCAAAGCCGGAAGGGGUAGGAGCACCACCGUUGUGCUUUGCUAUUUGGUCGAAUAUAAGCACAUGACUCCUGCUGCCGCUUUGGAAUUUGUCCGCUCCAGAAGACCCCGAGUACUAUUGGCUCCUUCUCAGUGGAAGGCUGUUCAAGAAUUCAAGCAACAGCGAGCGGCAUCAUCUCCACUCUCUAGUGAUGCCGUGUUGAUAACUAAAGCAGAUCUUGAAGGGUAUCAUUCUUCUUCUGACGAUAGUCGUGGUAAGGAGCUAGCCCUUGUGCCUAGAAUCGCAAGAACACAGCCAAUGAUAGCUCGAUUAUCCUGCCUCUUUGCGUCGCUGAAAGUAUCAGGCGUCUAUGGACCUGUUACCAGGCAACUGACCGACGCACGGGCCUGCUAACUGCUUACUCAUCAGCCCCUUCCUUGUACAGAAGAACACUGCUUAAAUAAGUUCAGAAGAGCUCUGUAUCUUUAAAUAUGUGGUCCAACAGUUUAACAUCAAUGGAUUAUGGAAAGAUUAUAAAAAAAACAGGUUGAAGAGUCUUUCAACUUUGCACAAACGUGCAGAAUGUAUGACUUUUGGUUUCAUAUGUAAAUAUUUGGGUCAUUAUUA
Capsicum annuum is the source of this 1903-nucleotide messenger RNA. RefSeq names its product phosphatidylglycerophosphate phosphatase PTPMT2. NCBI's taxonomy places the organism in Eukaryota, Viridiplantae, Streptophyta, Magnoliopsida, Solanales, Solanaceae. Gene Ontology annotation, biological process: protein dephosphorylation. The record is from RefSeq and is a predicted model, not a curated record. Gene Ontology annotation, molecular function: protein tyrosine/serine/threonine phosphatase activity; phosphatidylinositol-4,5-bisphosphate 5-phosphatase activity.